Molecule: messenger RNA, 1590 nt
Organism: Hyaloscypha bicolor E
Lineage: Eukaryota; Fungi; Ascomycota; Leotiomycetes; Helotiales; Hyaloscyphaceae
Product: class II peroxidase
Exons: 3
Coding region: 174-1298 (374 amino acids)
Biological process (GO): cellular response to oxidative stress; response to reactive oxygen species; hydrogen peroxide catabolic process
Molecular function (GO): heme binding; peroxidase activity
Source: RefSeq, a predicted model, not a curated record
UCGAGAAGCUCUCCCAAAAAAAUAUUUGAUAGUUCUGUGACUCAAAUCCCACUUUCACUUUCGCCUGAUCUUUCCACCACUACUCGAGACAAUUGAACCUCCUUCCUUCUCAACUUCUCUCAAUCCACAUUGUAAAAGGCCUUACUCGUUCACUCCUGAGGAGCAGUCUCAAAAUGGCCUCGGCAUCACGCACCUUCACUCGCGCCGCGUUCAAGUCAACUCCCACUUCCACUUUCAAGACCUCAGCCCGGAACACUGCGUUCACCCUUCCCCGUCAAACAUUUCGUCAACAAUUUCGCCGUGGGUAUGCUUCUGAGCCAAGCAAGUCCUCAUCUUCUGGGCUGUACAUCGGUAUUGGAGUUCUAGCGAUCGCUGGUGGAGCUGGCUAUUAUUUGUACACGCAAGGCAAUGGCUCACUGCUUUCUGGCUCUGCGGGCGAGACCAAGGGCAUAUUCACCCCAAAGUUCGAGGAUUACCAGAAGAUAUACAACGAGAUUGCAGAGAGACUGGAGGAAAAGGACGACUAUGAUGAUGGAUCGUAUGGACCUGUUCUGCUGCGAUUAGCCUGGCAUGCAAGUGGAACUUACGAUAAGGAAACUGGAACUGGAGGCAGUAAUGGCGCGACCAUGCGAUUCAACCCGGAGGGUGGCCACGGCGCAAAUGCUGGACUCCAGGCUGCCCGAGACUUCUUGGAGCCGGUGAAGGAAAAAUACCCGUGGAUUACCUACUCCGACCUUUGGAUCCUCGCUGGCGUCGUUGCAAUCCAAGAGAUGCAAGGCCCGACCAUCCCAUAUAGGCCGGGCCGUAUGGACAAGGACAUUGCUGCUUGCACACCUGACGGACGUCUGCCCGACGCUUCUCAAGGAAACAAGCACUUGCGAGACAUUUUCUACCGCAUGGGUUUCAACGACCAGGAGAUUGUCGCAUUGAGUGGUGCACACGCCCUUGGCAGAUGUCACGCCACUCGAAGCGGAUUCGACGGACCAUGGACAUUCAGCCCAACUGUUGUCACGAACGAAUACUACAAACUCCUUCUGAACGAGAAGUGGAACUGGAAGAAGUGGAAUGGUCCCAAGCAGUACGAAGACAAGACCUCGAAGUCGCUCAUGAUGCUGCCGACAGACAUGGCUUUAGUAUCUGACAAGGCCUUCAAGCAAUACGUAGACAAAUACGCAAAGGAUGAGGCGCUUUUCUUUAAGGAUUUCUCUGCCGUCGUCAUCAAGCUUUUCGAACUGGGUGUGCCGUUUGCGGAGACCACCGAGCAAGGCCCAAUGGUUUUCAAGCCCACCACAGCUUAGAUCCUGAGCCCAUAGAAGAUGAUCGUACACGAGUUUUCCGAUUAGAUAGAAAAAGAGGUUUAGAACGAUUGAAGUAAGCGUCGUUUAGGAGUUAUCGAGAUACGAGGAGAUGCAACAUAGACUAGACCUAGAUUUGCCUACUUGUUGGGGUGCGUUGGACUUUCGGGUCCCAUUUCUUCGAAGUGCGUCGUUGACCACACCGGCAUGACUCUAUUCCCCUUUCCUCAACAUGUAUGAUUAGCAUAGCCACCAUAGAACGCAGUAUAAACAGUUUUCGAAUGGAAGUAAGACU